Messenger RNA from Rhodofomes roseus, 1617 nucleotides. RefSeq lists its product as uncharacterized. The coding region runs from base 1 to 1617 and encodes 538 amino acids. The record is from RefSeq and is a predicted model, not a curated record. NCBI's taxonomy places the organism in Eukaryota, Fungi, Basidiomycota, Agaricomycetes, Polyporales, Fomitopsidaceae. Gene Ontology annotation, cellular component: nucleus. The transcript has 5 exons. Gene Ontology annotation, biological process: regulation of DNA-templated transcription.
AUGUCCCGCCGCGCACCCGCCGCAUCCUCGUCCAACGCCAUGGCCACCGCACACUCCCUCGCCAUCCUCGGCGAGUACACCCACACCCUAGAUUCUCUCCCGCUCGACCUCUCCCGCAACUUUGCCGAGUUCCGCGAACUCGACGCCGUCCUCUCCGCCUCGAUGUCCUCCCUGACCUCCAAGAUCACCCAGCUCACCACCAUGCUCGAGACGAACGUCGGGACGAAGGAGGAGCGCCUGUGGCUGCUCGCCGACAUCGCGGAGGAAGCCACUCACCUCAAGCUCGGCAGCGAGGACAAGAUACGCGUCGCCUGCCACGCCGCGGACGGCCUCCGCGGCCACAAGACUCACAUGCGGGCACUUCUGCAGCAUAUCCCAGACCGCGACUUCGAGAGCCUCGAUGCGCUCUGCCGGAAGACCGUCUACCCACAUGUCGCGCCGUACCCUGCCUCGGCGCAGGGCAGCCUUGGGGACGGACGGCGGCAACGAAGAAGCGCACACGGGAGCUUGCUCGCGAGCGGCUCGGUUGAUGCGAGCCCCGCGAAGCGUAAGAGGGCAGCGGGGAGGGAUGACGACUCGGAGGCCGUCGCAAAGACGCCGAGGAAAGAGAGGAAUGGUGACGGCACGCGGCAGCGCAAUGGCCCGAGAAACAAACGCCCCGACCGCGCUGCAUCGCCUGCAGAAUCCCUGUUAUCAGUGGCUUCGCACCUGCCGCCGAGCGCGCAAGUCGCAGGCGCUUCUCACCCGCGCCAGAGCGCAGCACGCGCCGGGAACGGGAACGCAGCAAAGCGUGCUCGGGCGACGCACAACCACGAGCACCAUGCCUCUACGCCGGUUGACCAGUCGCACGAAAUGUAUGUCCCCCCUCCGUCGGCCUCCGCUGCACACCCGUCUCUGCCGAAAUGGUAUUGCGAGACAUGUCGGGGCAAACGGAACGGCCGCCGGGCAGGCCGCGGUGGGAAGAAGAAGGCUGGCGUCUCGUAUCUGGACCUGCCCGAGCUGGCCAAUCUCGCCCGGGUCUCCCCUGUACUCGCAUGCUACGCGGAAGACCCUGUGCUGCACCACCACCGCCUACAUGUAGUCGCGCCGUCGCGGGUGUCCCAUUCACUGUUCGGACAGAGCUCGGACGGGCUACCGUUGCGACCGACAGUCAGUGACCUGGUGCACCGAGGAAUCAUGCGAGGGCUUGGGAUCGAGCGGCGGUGGAGAGCGGGGAUGUACUUCUACUCGCAGCACAUGGUCGCGCAGUACGAGGUUUCGCUCCGCCUGCAGCGCACGCACGCGGGAAACGUCGUCGAGUCCGCGCUGCGGCGGCGGUCCUCGACGAGCCUAUACCGCAUCUACUCUGCGCGGGUGCUCCCCGACGAGCUGCCGUCCGCAGCGAUCUCGUCGACGCUCAUCCCAGCGAUGCGCAAGCUGAAGUGGUCGAUCCAGCGCGACCGCCUCGCGAAGCUGGUGAAGGCGCGCAGCGAGAUGGUGCGUGAGGGCGGCGUCGUGGCGUGGCUCGAGGACAGGGGCAAGGCGGUCAUGCGCAGGGAGAACGAGCGCGUGCGGCUCGCACUGUGCCCCGGCAUCGGAGGGACCGUGCGGUUCUAUGAGAACCUGAGUCAUCGGUGA